AUGCCUGAGUAUGGCAAAAAGACCGUUGUAGAGCUCACAGAGAUUUUGAAGCGCCGGUCCCUACCGCAUACAGGGAAGAAGGCAGAACUUGUUGCGCGACUCAAUGAAGCAGACAAGACCGAAGGAGCCAAAACGACUGAUACAGCCCCCUCUGCUGCGACACCUGCUUCAGAAUCCACCGCGGAGAAGACAGUGCCCUUAGCCGGGCCACACUCUACUGAGCAGCCUGUACAGGACGGCGAUGCGCCUGCUAAUACGACCAACACAUCCUCCCUAGCACCUCCACCGGCUACGCAGGCAGAGCGCGAGGGCUCUGCAACCACAGACGCCAAGCUUGCGACUGCGGUGGACUAUAGCAUGGGCCUUAAUCAGUCAUCCUUCGAUGAUGAAUUGAAGAAGCGCAAAGCUCGCGCCGAACGCUUCGGAGCACCGGUUAAGGAGGUUGAUGCAGAGGCCGAGAAAGCGGCAGAACGUGCGAAGAGGUUUGGCACUGACAGUGCAGCAGAUGGAGGCGUAGGAAAGCUGGAUGAGGCUCUGCCAGAAGAAAGGGAGAGGAGGGGCAAGAGGGGAAGAGACGGUGAAAGUUCUCUAGAUGAUCCUGGUUUGAAGCAGGGGAGGGGAGGGAAAAGACGCUUUCAAGGAAGAGGUGGCCGGAACGACAGGCGAGGGGAGAAGCCAGUUGGCGUCCAAAAAUCUGUGAGCAAGGCAUCAAGCACUUUUUCAAGCGAAAAGGAUCGCCUUGCUGCCGAAGCACGGAAAAAGAAAUUCGCCACAGCUUGA
Messenger RNA from Endocarpon pusillum Z07020, 780 nucleotides. RefSeq lists its product as uncharacterized. The record is from RefSeq and is a predicted model, not a curated record. Gene Ontology annotation, biological process: poly(A)+ mRNA export from nucleus. The coding region runs from base 1 to 780 and encodes 259 amino acids. Gene Ontology annotation, cellular component: nucleus. Lineage: Eukaryota; Fungi; Ascomycota; Eurotiomycetes; Verrucariales; Verrucariaceae. The transcript is spliced from 3 exons.